Messenger RNA from Mobula hypostoma (lesser devil ray), 2740 nucleotides. RefSeq names its product methylsterol monooxygenase 1-like. Gene Ontology annotation, molecular function: iron ion binding; C-4 methylsterol oxidase activity. Lineage: Eukaryota; Metazoa; Chordata; Chondrichthyes; Myliobatiformes; Myliobatidae. Bases 41 to 940 code for a protein of 299 amino acids. The record is from RefSeq and is a predicted model, not a curated record. Gene Ontology annotation, cellular component: endoplasmic reticulum membrane. The transcript is spliced from 5 exons. Gene Ontology annotation, biological process: sterol biosynthetic process.
CCCCUUUCCAGGUUGCACCGACGCUUAGGAAUGAGCAUCAAUGAGAAUAGUGUGGAAAAUGGAAGGGAACAGUAGCGUUAUCACCUCUGCCAUUCUGGCAAUAGAUUACAUAGAUUCGUUACUUCCACAAAACCCCUUACAAGAGCCUUUUAAAAAUGCAUGGAAUUGUAUGUUGGACAAUUUUACAAAAUUUCAAAUUGCUACUUGGGGAUCUCUGCUUGUUCACGAAGGCGUUUAUUUCUUAUUCUGUUUACCGGGUUUUAUUUUUCAGUUUAUUCCAGCAAUGCAGAAGUAUAAAAUACAGAAGGACAAGCCAGAAAGUCUUGAGAAACAGUGGAGAUGCUUCAAGACGUUAUUGUUUAACCACUUCUUCAUCCAGUUGCCGAUGAUCUGCGGUACCUAUUAUUUCACUGAAUUCUUCAAUAUUCCAUAUAGUUGGGAGAAUAUGCCACGCUGGCAGAUGAUUGCAAUGCAGUGUCUGGGUUGUGCUAUAGUUGAGGACACGUGGCACUACUUUCUACACAGACUGUUGCAUCAUAAGAGAAUCUACAAAUAUAUUCACAAAGUUCAUCAUGAAUUUACGGCUCCAUUUGGUAUGCAAGCUGAAUAUGCCCACCCAGCAGAGACAGUUAUCCUUGGCAUGGGCUUUUUUAUUGGCAUCAUGAUCUUCUGCAAUCAUGUCAUCCUCCUGUGGGCUUGGGUGACCUUUCGCCUCCUAGAAACAAUAGACGUACACAGUGGUUAUGACGUUCCCUGGAAUCCUCUGCACCUUAUUCCAUUUUACGGUGGUUCCCGCUUCCACGACUUUCAUCAUAUGAAUUUUGUUGGAAACUACUCUUCAACUUUCACCUGGUGGGACAAGCUGUUAGGAACAGAUUUACAGUUUCAUGUCUUUAAUGACAAAGUGAAGAAAGAGAAGGAAGUAACUAAGAAGGACUAGCAGAAAAUGCUGUAAACCAAGUGCAUAAUGUUUCAAUAUAUAUUGUUAUUGUGAGGAAAUCCAAAAAUUAAAUCAAGAGUUGAAUAAUUUCACAAUGAUGUUCAUGAUAAAGUUAUAUGACUAUGAUUCUACAUUAGAUUAAGAACAUUCUGCAGCAGUUCAAUUGACAUGAGCAUUGUUAACUUUACCCUCAUACAAACAAGAUGCCAAGGUUUCUCAUGAUCAGUACUGAAUUUCAUAUACAGAUUACACGAAGUGCUUUGAAUCGAAUAUAAAAAGUAAUCUUGCAGUUCUUUCUCUUUGUAAAAGAAAAUCAUUUGUGUGAUACUAAUUACUGAAACAUCAUUUUCAGAUUUCUGGCUUGUAGAAAAGGUAAUUGCAAGAACAUGGUGUGUCCUAAGUGUACAGAUACUAAUUAGAGUGUUGUUGUGUUGGAAUAAUAGUUUGAAGUAAUGGAAAUGUUAUUCCAAGAAUUUUGAAUUCUUCAAGAUUUCGUAUGACAUUGUUUAUGAAAUGUGGGAUAAUGUAAGAUACUUUGAAUCGAUAUUGGUCACUUUUGGCUUGAUACAUAAAACUACAGAUUUAUAAAUAUGUUGAGGCAAUAGUUAUAAUUGCACACCAGAUAUGCCAUUUGAUUCAUGAUCCCAGGUUCCAGAUACAGGCAACAUCAUUGUUUAAUUGAGAAGUGAUACAUUUUGGUAGAAGGUUGUACAGAGGCAAUAUGGAAUAGCCCAGUUCUAAAGGGAGUGCCAAAAUCUUUAAAUAUCCCAAGACACACUGGGUCAUUGAAAAGCAUGCAGGUUCUUGAGCUUCAUAAAGAGGAAUUGAAUACGAAUGUUUACAGUGCUCUAAUUUAGCUACGUAAGAGUAACAUUGUGACAAAUUUGAAUAAGAUAGAGAAAAUGUGUCCCAAUUAGCUAAUGUCAGAAGAACUAAGGGUCAUCACACAUUAAAGGUCUUGAGCAAAGAUAUAGGGAAAUUGUGAACUAGAUUUCUCCCCUGUAGAACUGGCUGCCUUGGAUAGUGGUGGUGGAAGCAUAGACAGUGUACUGUUUCAAAUGGUAGUGGGACAGGCAAGGGAAAUAGACUGGGGGGAUUACAAGGGAAAUCAGGGAAUGGGUUUAAUUUUGGUGCACAAGCUGGUGUGAACACGAGCUAAUAUCUUCUGUGUCAUUAAUAUGCUGUUGCUCUAAUGUUACUUUACAAUAUAUAUGUUUUUGAAGUAUUUUUAAACAAAUUUAUCUGGUAUACUAAUCACUGUUUGAUUACUGUGUGUACUUUGCAUUACAUUUAUAAAAAUAUUGCAGUACAUAUUCAAAUUUCAUUCACAUCAGAUGCAUUCAUUUUCAGAUUGUAAUUUUCAAACUAUUGGGAGACAAUUAAGGAUGUGUUUUCUCAUGCAGUAUUGAGGUCAUGGUGGGAUGUUAUAUAGCACUGAUGUUUACCCCCUGCAUUUACAAGAGGCUGGUAACUGAAUUACCAGUCAGUUGUGCUAGGGAUUUGUAUCAAGUUACAAAUAAAGCAUAAUUCUUUAUUCUGUGAACUAGUCAAGUCAAAGUAGAUUUAUUAUCAAAGUAUGUACAUAUUACUUACAGUACCCUGAGAUGAAUUUUCUUGCAAGCAUUUACAGGAAGAAAUGAAGAAGUAGAAGAUAAUUUAUUUAUUUAGCGAUACAACGUGCAAUAGGUCCUUCCAACCCUUUGAGCCACACUGCCCCAGCAACCCCUGACAAACCAGAUUAACCCUGACCUAAUCAUGGGACAAUUAACAAUGGCCAGUUACCUACCGGGGAGAUCUUUU